Molecule: messenger RNA, 1486 nt
Organism: Paramuricea clavata
Lineage: Eukaryota; Metazoa; Cnidaria; Anthozoa; Malacalcyonacea; Plexauridae
Source: the annotation of a GenBank genome assembly
GCCGACUUUUGCCUUGAUCAUGAAUGAACUAAGAACUAAUGAGUUUUACCUGAAGAAACUAUAUCGCGCCGCUCAAGUUACUGACGCUGACAAGGUAAGAAACUGCACUAUAUUAACGCACCAAGCCUAUCAAGGACAUCAAAUACUGUUAGACUGAUUCAGAAGCUAUAAUUUAUUCAGGUGCAUGUAACACACCAGCUGGCAACGUAGAACAUUAAUGCCUACAAUAAUUUUACUAAAAUGCUAGCGCUAAAGUAAAGUAAACGUUGCAGUGUCUAAAUAUUUCUCAGGACAUGAGAUGAUGUAGCCUGCACUAGACGAUUUUCAAGUAACUUUUUUAAAUUAAUGAUGCUCGAGACUUUCUAAAUUUUGAACUUUAGGGUGGGUUUGAUUCAAUUUUAUGUUUUUAUAACUUCUGACCGAGCUAUUCUGUAGAUAAACUGCAAUAAACUCGUUAUUUUUGAAGAAUGGUGUAAUAACUCGUGCUGAUUAUGACAUCAUGAUCAAGAGAUACAACGAGCUUGGUAUGCCGGAAGAAUACAAACAAGAAUUAUCUGACGCCAUGUACGGAAUGUGUGAUUCCAUUGGUCUUACAGACUACACGAAGUCCUUGACUGUGGAUGAGUUAGUGCAGUCUUGGAUUGAUAACGUGGAAAAGGGAGGUGGCCCUGCGACCGUUCUUUACGAUAAGGUAUUUCGAAUUAUUGAUACAGACAGAAAUGGAAGUAUAUCUUUGAAAGAGUGGGAAAUUCGAGCACGCCAAAGCAUCGUUUAAAGCGAUGGACACCAAUGGAGAUGGAGUGAUCUCUCAUGAUGAAUUUGUAGCUUAUCACUAUGAAUAUUUACAUACAAGUGAAGAUAAACUACAUAGUUCUCUUUUGUAUGGACCAUUACAGUAAAAUAAGGCCCUGACGGCUGACCACCGAAAUUUUAACAAUACUAAUGCUAUAAUAAUUAACUAUUAACCUGCACCGCAGCAUGAAAACAAACUAAUAUUCAGGUAGGAAGAGGUUAUUUAUACUGUAUAUGCAAACGUGUUUUGGUAGAAAUCAGAAAUGUGGAUGGCUUGCAUACUUGUGAACGAAUAUGUAUUUAACAAUAGAGACCUUUAGAUUGACGUUUACGGCAAACGUCAAACCGCUAGCGAGGUUUUUGAUUUUACAACUCUAUUAUAAUAACUUUUACACCAACUUUGAAAUAUGUUAAACUUAUUAAACUUGUGCUCUUAGCUUUAGCAAUGAUUUAAGAAAGCAAAUUAACCACUAGUCAUGCCAUUCACCAAAGCAGUAAAUUAAGAUUUGGCGUUUGAAGUUGACGUUUGGCAUAUAAAUUUCAUGCUUUAACGACUACAAGCCCUCGUAGCAGUUCAAGCAUGAAAUUUAUACGCCAUACAUCAACUUCAAACGCCAAAUCUUAAUUUACUGCUUUCUUAAAUCAUUGCUAAAGAGCACAAGUUUAAUAAGUUUAACAUAUUUCAAAACUGGUG